Molecule: messenger RNA, 1068 nt
Organism: Boleophthalmus pectinirostris (great blue-spotted mudskipper)
Lineage: Eukaryota; Metazoa; Chordata; Actinopteri; Gobiiformes; Gobiidae
Gene: tnni1a
Product: troponin I type 1a (skeletal, slow)
Exons: 6
Coding region: 125-712 (195 amino acids)
Biological process (GO): muscle contraction
Cellular component (GO): troponin complex
Source: RefSeq, a predicted model, not a curated record
AUUUAGAAUGCGUCGUCACUAAACUGGCUUUACUUCUAACUUACUUUUAUGUAACUAUGAUUUUGCCUCUAACUUACCUUUAUGUAACUAUAAUUGAAUACGUCAUUGUAUCCGUGAAGCAACAAUGAUUUGUACUCUGACAACAUGUGAGCUUGUGCUCCUCCAGAGAAAACCAAAGAUCUCUGCAUCACGCAAGCUGAUGCUCAAGAGUUUGAUGGUGGCCAAAGCUAAAGAGGAACUAGAACAGGAGGUGCUGGUGAAGGAAGAGGAGAAGCAGAAGUACCUGUCAGAGAGAGCUCCUCCUCUCAACACCAGCGGACUCAGUCUGGCACAGCUGCAGGAUCUGUGCAGAGAGCUUCAUUCCAAGAUUGAUGUAGUCGAUGAAGAGCGUUAUGACAUUGAGGCCAAAGUCAUGCUUAACACACGUGAGAUUAAAGACUUGAACAUCAAGGUUUUGGACCUAAGGGGGAAAUUCAAGAGGCCAAACCUGAGACGUGUCCGUGUGUCUGCCGACGCAAUCCUGCGCUCUUUACUGGGCUCCAAACACAAAGUGUCUAUGGACCUCAGAGCCAACCUCAAGUCUGUCAAGAAGGAAGACACAGAGAAGAAGAGGCCCGUGGAGGACAGUGACUGGAGGAAGAACGUGGAGGCCAUGUCUGGGAUGGAGGGCAGGAAGAAGAUGUUUGAUGCAGCCAAAGGCCCUGCACAGUGAAGUGUAGUUUCACACACAAUAUUAGAUGCCACACACAGUGUCAACUUAGUGAAAGCAGUUAACAAUUAUAUUCUAUUAUAUUCAUAAUUAAGUGAAACAUUAAAGUUAAUAUUUGUUCAGUGUUUGAAAUGUUUGUGGCAGCUUUGAACACAGUUUGAACACAACUUCAACUUUUGUGGCAAAAUAUGGCACCAAGUACAAUCACCAUGGCUGUAUUUUGUUUUAAUGUUAUAUGUUUGUCAUCUUAAAAUUUUUUAAUAAUUAAAAAAGUUCUGCAUGGGUAAAAUAAAACAUUAUUAACAAGAUUUUUUCAUUUGAAUGUGGUCUUAAAUUAUUUUGUGAUUAAUAAAAGUGUA